Molecule: messenger RNA, 969 nt
Organism: Notechis scutatus (mainland tiger snake)
Lineage: Eukaryota; Metazoa; Chordata; Lepidosauria; Squamata; Elapidae
Source: RefSeq, a predicted model, not a curated record
CUCCAGCUGCCUCCUUCCCGGCCCUGCUCGGGGGACCUGCGUUGGGAUCAGCCGCUUGGGGCUUCGGGCAGGUUGGGUGAAGUUGGUUCAGUGGCUGAAUUCCACUUUCUGAUUUUUGCUGUUGGUUUUUAUUUACAUCUCUCGUAGAACAACUCCAAGCCAUUUGAAAUCUUUGCAAGCCAAAAUUUUCUCUUGGGGGGGGGGGGGGGGAGAUCAGAAUAACUUGCAGGGAUCCGUUGUGCAGUCCAGAAAUGGUCCUGUAAAGGAAAAGGCAUCUGGAGAUCCACCAGAGUCCUUGGACCCAUUUGAGUUGCUCUGCAGGAGAGAGAAAGAAUGGAGACACAAUCUUUUGCAAAGGAGGGAAGCAGAAAAGGCCCUUCCACUCUUCAGCCUGGGAAGGGUGGGGAGAUCUGGACAAGACCUGGUCAGAAGAUCCUGGAGGACGAAAUCAUCCUCACUUCAGAAGUCCAGCCCUGGAAGUUCAUCCAGUGCCAGGAGGCUGAGGGUCCUCGAGGAUUUUGCAACCUACUCCAUGACUUAUGUAGACGAUGGCUGAGAUCAGAAAAGCACACCAAAGCCCAGAUGCUAGACCUGGUUGUUCUGGAGCAGUUCCUGGCUCUUCUUCCUCCAGAGCUGGAGAGCUGGGUGAGGGAAUAUGGAGCAGAGACCAGCUCCCAGGCGGUGGCCCUGGUGGAAGGCUUCCUCCUGAGCCAGGCCGAGGAGCAGAAGGAGCAGGUCGAGUUGCAGUGCUGCACUGUGGAAAUCAGAGAUCCUGAGGGAAAGAAGAAUCCAUCAAAUCUCCCUCAGGAGCUAUUUUUCAGGAGGAUCCCUUGGCAAGAUCAAAGUCGGGACACCUCAGGAGGUAAUUGAAGAUCCUACGAUUACCCCCUUCACUCUCUUUUCUCUUCUGUACAAUACCUCUUCCUAUUUAUACUUCUCCACACUGAUUACAUCUCCAGAUAAUCACUC